AUGGUUAAGGCCUGGUUUAUGGAUAAUGAUCCAACAGAUCAACGCUUAGAACAUCACAAGAACCCACCAGAAUUCAUUUCUGUAGAUGAAUUGUACCAAAAAACCGGUGUGGAGUAUUUUAAUAUAAAUGUUAACAGUUACCAAACAGAUGGAGUGUUAGACAAGAUCAAGGAAGAGCGUGGAUAUAGCUAUGAAGAUGAGAUAACAUGCUCUAAGGAGUGUAUUCCAAAUUUUGAGGAGAAGCUGAAGGCAUUUUUCAUGGAACAUUUACAUACAGAUGAAGAAAUUAGGUUUGUUGUGGAGGGUUCAGGGUACUUUGAUGUGCGCGACGGUAGUGAUCAAUGGAUACGCAUUGCAGUCUCGGCUGGUGACAUGAUCAUCAUACCCAGUGGAAUCUACCACCGUUUUACACUGGAUACUAAUAACUUCAUUAGAGCUAAGCGCUUUUUUGUGGGAGAACCUGUCUGGCUGCCUUACAACCGACCAGCUGAUGACAUGCCCUGCCGAAAAGAGUAUGUGGAGAAGCUGCAGAAGGGCUUUGUCACAGCUGCA
Iphiclides podalirius (scarce swallowtail) is the source of this 552-nucleotide messenger RNA. NCBI's taxonomy places the organism in Eukaryota, Metazoa, Arthropoda, Insecta, Lepidoptera, Papilionidae. The record is from the annotation of a GenBank genome assembly.